This is a messenger RNA of Ruditapes philippinarum (Manila clam), 905 nucleotides long. Its product is annotated as heat shock protein 27-like. The record is from RefSeq and is a predicted model, not a curated record. Gene Ontology annotation, molecular function: protein folding chaperone. The coding region runs from base 144 to 692 and encodes 182 amino acids. Gene Ontology annotation, biological process: protein refolding; response to heat. The transcript has 2 exons. NCBI's taxonomy places the organism in Eukaryota, Metazoa, Mollusca, Bivalvia, Venerida, Veneridae.
GAACGUUCUACAUUUUGCCACGCUCGUCCGAUACCGUAUAUAAGCGUUCGCGCGGCAGAUUCAAAACAAAUCAAAAACGUAAAAAAAACGAACAAGAAAGCAAUUUUAGAGAUUUUAAAUCUACACAUUUUAUAAACUGUAACAUGGCUUGGAAUUUAGUGCCUGUUUGGAGAGGAGAUUUUGAUUUCUUUGGACGCCAGAGAGAUUUAUUCUCCGACUGGCUAGACCAGUUUGAAGACGACUGGCGACUUACAAGUUUCGAGGAUUCAGAAAGAAGAUUCCAUGACGAACUAGAUAGAGUGCGCCGAGAACUACAUCAGAUGGAUGCCGAGCCGUCCUUGCUGAGUGUAAAACAACCUUUUGUUACAGAUGCUGCAGGUAACAGAAAACUUAAACUGAGAUUUGACUGUAGUGAUUUCAAACCCGAGGAGAUUACUGUUAAAACCCUGGACAACACACUAAAAGUUCAUGCUAAACACGUAGUUGAUGAGCCUGGUCGUAAAGAGCACCGAGAAUUCACGAGGGAGUUUACGUUACCAGAAAACGUGGAUCCGAACGCGUUAAAAUCUCGUCUGUCGUCAGACGGUGUCCUAGAGAUUGAAGGCCCGGCACCAAAAGCUAUUGAGGAGGCUCCCAAAGAAAACUUAGUUCCAUUUGAACAUUUGGAAUCUAAAGACAAUGGUGAUAAAUAAUAAAAUAUAGUUGUCUCCCUUAGUUAAAAGUGAGUGUGACAGUGAACAGGGAACAAUUAUCAGUAUUAAUUCUAAUUAAAAGUUCUAAUUUUGUGACUUUGUUGAUUUACAAUGUGUUCAUGGUUGGUGAAAUAUUCAUUAGUUGAAAUAUGUUUGUAUGAAUGGCAAAUUUGUACACGGUUAGUUUUGAUAAAUAUUAAAAUGUUAAGCGAU